GAAAAUUUACAUGUAUUAGAUGCCAAAUAGUUAUUUAAACAAUUAAAUAAACUUGAAAAAAAUUUGUUUUCUAUGUAAAAUGUGACAUAUUACACAGAAUGUAGAUUAAAUUAAAAAUUUUUUCUUGGGUCAGUUGAAAAUAGUAAGGAAAAUAAACACAAUAACUAAAUGUUAAGAGUGCAAGAUUUUCUUGUCCAGUUAUUUAAUUAUUUAUUAUAUUCUAUAUUUAUAUUUGCCGCUCAAGGCGACAACUUAAUUAUUAUGAUUAUUGUUUGACUGUGAUGGCGUCGUUUUCGCGCGCAGCCGAGCUGCAUAUACCACACUCUCCGGCUCGCUCGCUGUGACAUACACUUGUUGCUUGGACACUUGUCUGUUUUGUGUAUUACUACGUAGUUACAACUCAAGCAUCUUUAUUAAUAUUAUUAACUUUAUAAUACGUGUAUUUUUGAUAUCAAAGAUUAUUUAGAAGUUGUUUAUAUUUAUUAGAAGAAUAAAUUAACCUAGAUUCAGUUUAACAUAAACGUUGUGUUUCACUUUAUUCAAUAAACCUGAUAGGUUAUGGGCCCAGCACGCUUCCACUGCGCACGUGAUUGAUUUAUUGAAAAUAAAUUGAGUGAAGUGAUUGACCACAAGAUGUCAGAGUCAGAUAAAAAGCUUACACUGGUUGAUUACGACAGUGAGGGAAGUUUCGAGAAAAUUGAAGAUUCUGGAAAUGCUGAGAAGGACCCAGCAUUGCAGAUUAAGACUGAGAAAACUGAGGACACGCUCUACAGUUUGUCUCAAUUCCACAAAGGUUUAAUGCAACAAACAAAAGGCAAUCCAGAUUCAUCAACGAAAUCUAGUGACAUUAAAGAUGUAAAAGAGUCACUUAAAAGGAUGAACAACUUCUCAACUCCUGUCAAACCAGGUCAAUCGACGAGUACAGAUGAUGGUACAGAUGACCGUAAGAAUGAAAGUAAAGAUGAUGAUACUAAAGAUGAUGAUGAUUUUAAAGACAAGAGUGAAAAUACCAAGAUUAAAAUUAGAAGCAGCAAAAAGAUGUUAAUGCUUGGUAAUAAAGAUUUAGAAGAUAUGAAGAGGUUGAUGCUGGAGUCAAACAAGCAGACUCAAGAAAUAGCAACGUCAAUUGCAAGAACAGCUAGGAGACUCGAGGAAGUCUCUGCUGCAAUGUUAGAUGCCCUAAAGGUGAUGACAAAAGGGUAUAAAGCAGAGUUAGAUCGCGAAAAGACUAAAGCGGAAACAGCAAAGAAAAACCGACUGACAGAAAGAAGUAGAGCAGUGGAAGCUGGAUACAAGAAAAUGGAGGGAGUGUUAAGAGUGCAAGAUUUUCUUAUUCAGUUAUUUAAUUAUUUAUUAUAUUCUAUAUUUAUAUUUGCCGCUCAAGGCGACAACUUAAUUAUUAUGAUUAUUGUUUGACUGUGAUGGCGUCGUUUUCGCGCGCAGCCGAGCUGCAUAUACCACACUCUCCGGCUCGCUCGCUGUGACACACACUUGUUGCUUGGACACUUGUCUGUUUUGUGUAUUACUACGUAGUUACAACUCAAGCAUCUUUAUUAAUAUUAUUAACUUUAUAAUACGUGUAUUUUUGAUAUCAAAGAUUAUUUAGAAGUUGUUUAUAUUUAUUAGAAGAAUAAAUAAACCUAGAUUCAGUUUAACAUAAA
This is a messenger RNA of Cotesia glomerata, 1661 nucleotides long. RefSeq lists its product as uncharacterized. The coding region runs from base 634 to 1416 and encodes 260 amino acids. The record is from RefSeq and is a predicted model, not a curated record. The transcript is spliced from 4 exons. Lineage: Eukaryota; Metazoa; Arthropoda; Insecta; Hymenoptera; Braconidae.